This is a messenger RNA of Quercus lobata, 1914 nucleotides long. Its product is annotated as wall-associated receptor kinase-like 20. Gene Ontology annotation, biological process: protein phosphorylation. The record is from RefSeq and is a predicted model, not a curated record. The transcript has 3 exons. Bases 1 to 1914 code for a protein of 637 amino acids. Gene Ontology annotation, molecular function: ATP binding; protein kinase activity. Lineage: Eukaryota; Viridiplantae; Streptophyta; Magnoliopsida; Fagales; Fagaceae.
AUGGAGUACAAUAUGCUCUCUCUCAUAGUCCUAAUAGUAACAUUGCUAUGUUUCACCGAGUGUGUCAUUGCAGCAAAGCUUUGCGAGGACUGUGGUCACACUCUAGUGCCAUAUCCACUUAGCACUGGACCUAACUGUGGUGACCAAUCCUAUAAGGUUCAGUGCAAAGCAGGCACACUUUGGUUCAAUGCACUCAAUGGAUCAUCCUACGUGAUUACAUCCAUCAAUCCUCAGAUCCAAAGGCUAAUUCUCCGACCACCCCGCUUUGCUAAGAACACAUGCAUGGCAGCCGAUCUUUGGAGCAAUGGAAUACAGCUAGACAAUAACCUCCCAUUCAACAUCACUAGCAGCAACACAGUCAUGCUUAUGAACUGUUCCACUGAAAUGCUUCAACUUUCAAUGAAUUGCUCAUCAGCUAGCAUGUGCCAUAACUACAUUAGAGGUACUGCGGCCGUGGCAGCCGCCUGUGGAUUUUCGCCAGUGCUAUGCUGUUGGUUUAAGACAGGUGGGUCUUUCAGCGAGUAUAGGAUAAGAAUUCGACAGGAACGGUGCUCAGCCUAUGUAAGUUUUGUAAAUUUGGAUACUUCUUUGCCUGUGAAUGAAUGGCCACAGCCAGGAUUGGAGAUAGAGUGGGCAUUGCCACAUGAGCUAGUCUGCAAAAUGCCGGUUGAUUGUAGAGAUUUGGCGAAUUCGGAAUGUUUAUUUAAUUCGGCGAGUGUUGGACGGUGCUUAUGCAAGGCUGGGUUUCAAUGGGACCCCAUCAAUGGAGUUUGCAAAAACGUGAAAUGUCAACAUGGAAGAGGUUGCCAUGGUAGAGAGAGCCUAACUCCACUCAUUGAAGGCUUAAUGUUUUCUGGAGGUGCAAUGCUAUUCGGAGUCUUAAUUUCCGCUAUAGUGUACAAGCAUCGACAGUGCAUUAGGAGAAAAGCCCAAUCAAGUCUAAGCAAGAUGCAGAUAGACCUGUUGAGUGCCAACAACAGUUGUGGCAAAUCAGCCAGGAUCUUCACUGGCAAAGAAAUAACAAGAGCAACCAACAACUUCUCCAAGCACAAACUCCUUGGCUCCGGCGGUUUUGGCGAGGUCUUCAAAGGCAUUCUUGACGAUGGAACCACCAUAGCCGUCAAGCGUGCCAAGCCUGGAAACACAAAGGGUAUCGAUCAAAUUCUCAAUGAAGUACGAAUUCUUUGCCAGGUUAACCAUCGAAGCCUAGUCCGACUUCUGGGCUGUUGUGUUGAGCUUCAUCAACCUCUUCUAAUCUAUGAGUACAUUCCAAAUGGAACCCUUUUUUAUCAUCUCCAUGGGACUCAUUCUAGCAAGCCAGUGCCACUCUCCUGGUACCGGCGGCUUACCAUUGCUCACCAAGUAGCUGAAGGGCUUGCAUAUCUCCACACUUCUGCUAUACCACGGAUUUACCACAGGGAUAUAAAAUCAAGCAACAUUUUACUAGAUGAAAAGGCUAAUGCUAAAGUUUCAGACUUUGGGCUGUCAAGGUUGGAUGUGAACGAAACAAGUCAUAUUACAACAUGUGCUCAAGGAACUUUAGGUUAUCUUGACCCCCAAUACUAUCUAAACUUCCAACUGACCGAUAAGAGUGAUGUUUAUAGCUUUGGAGUUGUUUUGCUGGAGCUGUUGACUUCGAAGAAAGCUAUUGAUUUCAGGAGAGAAGAUGAAGAUGUGAACUUGGUUGUUUUUAUGAAGAAGAUAUUGAGAGAAGAGAAGCUCAUGUAUGCAAUCGCUCCAAUGCUUAAAGAAGGCGCUAGGAAGGUAGAAUUGGAGACUAUGAAGGCACUGGGAUCUCUAGCAGCAGCGUGCUUGGAUGAGCAUAGGCAAAACCGGCCGUCAAUGAAAGAAGUUGCUGAUGAGAUUGAGUACAUCAUUGGUAUUGUUUGUAGUGAGGUUUCUGCUACUUAUUAG